This is a messenger RNA of Cheilinus undulatus (humphead wrasse), 1065 nucleotides long. Its product is annotated as germ cell-specific gene 1-like protein. NCBI's taxonomy places the organism in Eukaryota, Metazoa, Chordata, Actinopteri, Labriformes, Labridae. The record is from RefSeq and is a predicted model, not a curated record. The transcript has 6 exons. The coding region runs from base 1 to 1065 and encodes 354 amino acids. Gene Ontology annotation, cellular component: plasma membrane.
AUGCUGGAGGGUAUGUCCCGACGCUCCCGCUCCCUGCUCUCCCUGACCUUAACCACUCUGGCUCUGGCCCUCUCCAUCCUGGCUCUCUGCACCUCCUAUUGGUGUGAGGGCACUCACAAGGUGGUGAAGCCCCUCUGCCUGUCACCUGUAAAAAUGAAGAACUGCGGUCAGAACAACAGCGAGCCUUACACCACAGAGAGCCCCACUCAGAACCCCUUCAACCGGACCCUGUCUCCUGCCAGGAGAGACGAGCUGGCAAAGAUCAGACAGAGGCAGCUGGCCAACGCAGUCCACUACAUCUGGGAGACGGGAGAAGACAAAUUUGCUUUCAGAUACUUCCACACCGGUUUCUGGGAGAGCUGUGAGCGACAUAAUGACGGGGAGAAAUGUCGAAGUUUUAUCGAUCUAACUCCUGGAGAGACACAAGGUGUUCUCUGGCUGUCAGUUGUAUCAGAGUUUACAUACAUCGGCUUACUCGGAAUGGGCUUCUUGCUGAUGUGGCUGGAAGUCCUGUGUUCACAUAAAGAGAUGCACUCGCUAAAAAUCAAUGCUUUUGCAGCUAUCUGCACAGUACUAUCAGGUCUUCUUGGGAUGGUGGCCCACAUGAUGUACACCACAGUUUUUCAGAUGACAGUUAUCGUGGGACCCAAAGACUGGCGACCUCAGUCCUGGGACUAUGGCUGGUCAUUUGCUCUCGCCUGGGUGUCCUUUAGUUGCUGUAUGGGUGCCGCUGUGGUCACACUCAACUCCUACACGAAGACCAUCAUCGAGCUGCGCCGCAGACAAAGGCUGCGUUUAGAGGAAGCUAGAGCCGCCACUCACGCUCCAGCUUAUGAUGAAGUCGUUCCAGGAGGUGGGCUCUACUCCGUAAGCGGCCUAUUGCAAUGUCCCGAGGGCAUGAUUGACGUAGCGUGGGCCCCGAAUGGCAGUGUGGUUGGAGUGGGAAACGGGGAUGUACCAACGCUGGUUUUAGUGGGAGGCUGUGGGCCUGAGGGGUGUGAGGACUGUGAGAGGGAGAUGGAUGAGAUGGAGGAGGCCAUGGAUCGGGUCGAUUCACCCUGUUAG